UUCAUUACUAGUCGAUCAUUAUAUACCAUUCGAUAGCGCUUUUCAAGGACUACAUUUACUACUGUUCGAAUUCAAAAAAGCUCACUUGUCGAUUUUUGCUCAAAUUUCCGCCUGAAUGCCCACUGUGCACCCAGGAUGAAUCACCUGGGCGUUCUCAAUCAAGUGCAGGAAGGGAAGAAAAUUUGUAAAUACUAAUACUAUAAGUGUUUUUGAUUCACCCGAACCAACAAUACUUAUAACUGUGACUCAUCUGUGACUUUUACCUCUCUCGCGACAUGAUAAAGUGUCGCAGCGCGUCCCCUGUGCAAAGCCUAUUUAUUGUUUUGUUUUGCUUACGCCCCCGGUAUAUAACUCUUACUGACUUUUUCAAAAAUUUUCAAAAUCUUAUCACAUCUUAAUAAUAGCUUACGACAUGACUAAUAAAGUCUUGCGUAGUCGCGUUGUGCGUACGCCAUUCGUCUGCGUUCUUGGUAAAAAUAGCGUGGCUCAUUUCAAAAUUUUGAAAAUUUGAAAAACAUUUUUCUGCAAUUGACACUAUGAUUAGUAGAUCAAAAUCGAGGUCAGCUUUCCGCUAACGACAAUAACCGACGGCUGUAACAUGCCCAAUUCCAUUGUUUACAUGGAAUCGUAUCACGGCCGGUUUAUGUCUGCAGUAUUUUGACGUAAUGCAACGUUUACGAUCGUUUACUGGCUGUGUGAACUCACUAGAGUUUUCAAAAUUUUGCUCUACUCUGAAUGACAGUAAAUGACUACCGUAACUAUGCUGUACUUUCUCGUUUACACGAGACCGUAUUACGGUCCGUUUACAGCAGCCGUAUUUUGACAUAAUUUAACGUUUUCGACCGCUUACCACCCAUGAUGAAUCACCUGGGCGCGUCUCCAUCAAGUGCAGGAAAGGGAAAAAGAUUUGCAAAUACUAAUACUAUAAUUCUUUUUGAUUCACCCGAAUCAACUAUACUUAUAACUGUGACUCAACUGUGACUUAUACCUGUAACACUGUACAAUGUAAUAUCGACAAAAUAAAAAGAUAUAAUGGAUUCGCCUAUUUCUGCUUGUUGUGUUCUGUUUCAUUUUCUUUUUGUACACCAUACCAUACUUAUCGAAUAAAGCUUUUAACAACUGUAACUCAGUUGACUAAUUCAUUUAUUAUAGAUAAAACAUAAAUUAAUGAAAAUUUUCGAGAAUUCGUUUUUAGUAUUAUUAAUUUAGUUCUUUUUUCUAAAAUUAUGGCCGAAGAUAAUGGUCAAUAUGAAAAGAAUAGAUCGAUCCAUCCAACGAUAAAACGAUAACAUCACAAAACUAUUGUAGAUGGAUAUAUUUUUAUUUUAUGGACAAAGGCAGCACCGCGCAGUUUUACGAUGUAAACGUUAUUUCAUUCAUUUUAAAUGGAGUAUAAUCUUGUCGGUUGGAUUAUUAUGUACAUUAGCUUUUUAUUACGUGAAAGCGAAUAAUAGUCAAAUUGAUAAAAAUAAAUUUUUUCAAGAGAAUGAUGUGAUUUAUCCACUAUAUUCAUCCACUAAUGAAAAUUCAAAUAUCUUAUAUUAUUUUACUCGAAAAGAUCGAAUGAGGAAGCCGGAAGAGGAUCUUGCAAUAGAUAAGAAACAAAAAACUAUCUUGUUUAAUACCUUUAUAAAUGAACAGAAUGGUAAUUAUAUCAUUCUGGAAUAUACAACUGUUUUUCGCAAACCUAAAUUUUGUUCAAAAAGUCAACUGGAUAUUUUUGGAAAAACUUGUCCGUAUAACAAUUGUUUCUAUACAUGUAAUCAUUCUUUAGCUAAUCAAUCUAAUGUAUUAUUAUUCCAUAAACGUGAUAUUCAAAUUGAUAAAUUACCAACAGUGCGUAAUCCAAAUCAAAUAUGGUUGCUUUGGAAUGAUGAAGCAAAUGAAAAGGCAUUAGAGCUUAAUAAAGUAUUAUUUAAUUGGACAAUAACUUAUCGAUUUAGCGCUGAAGCUUCUCUAAGUGCAUACGGUAUUACACUGUUAAAACCACAACCACUAACAGAUGAUAAAUUCAACAGUUGGAUUAAUUCUAAUUUUAUAAAUAGACGAAAUUUAGCAAUCUGUUGUAGAAUUACAAGAGAAUCUCUAAUGAGAUUGAAAUUAAGUAGAGCAUAG
Molecule: messenger RNA, 2115 nt
Organism: Didymodactylos carnosus
Lineage: Eukaryota; Metazoa; Rotifera; Eurotatoria; Philodinida; Philodinidae
Source: the annotation of a GenBank genome assembly